This is a messenger RNA of Conger conger (European conger), 1631 nucleotides long. It is a transcript of the gene exosc4, whose product is annotated as exosome component 4. Gene Ontology annotation, cellular component: nuclear exosome (RNase complex); cytoplasmic exosome (RNase complex); nucleolus. Bases 261 to 998 code for a protein of 245 amino acids. Gene Ontology annotation, biological process: nuclear mRNA surveillance; poly(A)-dependent snoRNA 3'-end processing; rRNA catabolic process. The record is from RefSeq and is a predicted model, not a curated record. The transcript has 3 exons. NCBI's taxonomy places the organism in Eukaryota, Metazoa, Chordata, Actinopteri, Anguilliformes, Congridae.
ACUUGAUACCGUAGUUUACAAGUUAUUACUUUAUUUAAACUAAUUAUUUUAAGCGUUCCACGGUUAAAUAAAUAUAAUUUUAACAUGAAAGUAUCUUGAAAGAGUAGUGUUUUUCUGGUUUGUGCAGCAAAGUUAACGGUCAGCAAACUAAAAUAUCGACAACCGAGGCGCCGUAUGCAUUUGUAUUGUGGGUAUUGUAGUUUACAACUACACGUGCGCAUGUGAAAGUUCAUUCCUUACGUACCUCGUUGGUCGCAAAGAUGGCCGGCUUGGAACUGUUGUCAGACCAGGGAUACCGACUGGACGGGAGGAAACCCUCCGAAUUGCGAAAAGUGCAAGCCCGCAUGGGUGUUUUUGCACAGGCCGAUGGAUCAGCCUAUAUCGAGCAGGGGAACACCAAGGCCUUGGCGGUGGUGUACGGCCCUCACGAGGUGCGUGGUUCUCGCAGUAAGACCCUACACGACCGUGCUGUCAUCAACUGCCAGUACAGUAUGGCUACCUUCAGCACAGCAGAGAGGAAGAGGAGACCCCACGGUGAUCGCAAGUCAAGCGAGAUGAGCCUUCACCUCAAGCAGACCUUUGAGGCAGCUGUACUGACCCAACUGUACCCUCGCUCCCAGAUCGAUAUCUAUGUCAAGAUCCUGCAGUCAGAUGGUGGGAACUACAGUGCCUGUGUGAAUGCUGCUACCCUGGCGGUGAUUGAUGCAGGCAUCCCCAUGCGGGACUACGUGUGUGCGUGUAGCGCUGGCUUUGUGGAGGACACACCCCUGGCGGACCUGUGCCAUGCGGAGGAGAGUGGCGGGGGCACCUCGCUGGCCCUCGCUCUGCUGCCCCGAAGCGGCCAGAUCGCCCUUCUGCAGAUGGAUGCCCGUCUGCACCAGGACCACCUGGACCCCCUCAUCGAGGCGGCCAUGACGGCCUGCAAGGGUCUGAGCGAUGUGCUGGACAGUGUGGUCAGGCAGCAUCUGCAGGAGGUCUCUGUUCUGACCAGGGACUGAGGGGAAAUCUGGGGAGAGGGAACGGGAAUAAUGACCGGGGGGGCAUGUGUUAAGGAAGGAUAGAAAAACCAAGUGAGAGAAUGAGUGACUGCUAUGGAAGAGAAGUUUAGAUAUAAAGUAGAUCCUCUAGCUGAAGCUAGAGCAUGAGGAUCACUAGGAACAAAGAAUAUAAGGCAUCCAUUUCAUUUUCUGCAUUAGAAGGAUCAGUGAUGCACACAGUUGUUAAUGAAUGGGUGAAUCACUGUGUUUGUAUUUCAUAACUUGUUCUGGUGAGGGAUUCAGACAGUUGUGAAAGUAACUUGUAAAAUGGCAGAAGGGUCCAGACCCCGACUGGGAAUUGAGUGUCGAUCAUAUAAUACUGCAAAUCCUGAAAAUAAUUUUUCUGGUAACUUGGUCAAUUGAGCCAGCAGUACAUUUGUACAUAGCUGCACUUGAAAUGGGUAUUUAAAGUAAGACUAUGUCAUUUGGACAUAAAAUCAAGUUUUUCUUUUGAUACGAGAGUCCACCUGUUUCCUCAUAAGGUAUCCAGGGAGAAUGUGUGGUUUGGCAAUUUGUUUUGUAAUUGUAUAUUUUUUAUGUGUUCAAUCCAUUUUUGUCCAUUUGAUAAAAUACACAAAAUAAAUUGUGAGUAUA